UUCCGGUUUCGUCACGUUUGUUUAUUUGUUUAUUUAUACGUUCUUUCCUGAGCUUCUGGUUUCUUUCCGAGAACUCUAGAACCUUAGUAAGAAAACACCACCAUAUCACCCACUUCAUAUAAGGUGAUACCAAGCGGCAAAUAGUGCGAAGGAGCAAGAGAAAAGAACAGAACAAGCUUACUUCAUAAUCGAUAUGGCUGACGGUAUAUUUGGGCACCCUUUUAGACGCUUCUUCUGGAGCCCUCCCAUCUUCCGGGAAUGGUCCGGAUCGACGGCCCUUAUUGACUGGCUCGAAUCCCCUACUGCUCAUAUCCUCAAGAUCAAUGUCCCAGGUUUCAGCAAAGAUGACAUAAAGGUACAGAUAGAGGAGGGGAACAUCUUACAGAUCAAAGGAGAGGGUGGGAAUGAGGAGCCCCAUGAAAAAGAUGCCGUUUGGCUUGUGGCUGAGAGAGGCACAGGGAAAAGGGGAUUUUCUCGGGAAAUAGAAUUGCCGGAAAAUGUGAAGGUGGAUCAGAUCAAGGGUCAGGUGGAGAAUGGUGUUCUCACUAUCGUUGUCCCAAAAGAUACAACCCCAAAGUCAUCCAAAGCUAGAAACAUCAACAUCACUAGCAAGCUCUGAACUCCAAGCUUCUACUUAGAAUGACCACCAGAUGGUUCGAGAAUAACAGUGGAUAAUGUAGGAGGAGAUCCUGUGCGUAAUAAAAUGAACUCUUUCAGCUUAAUUUUGCGCUCUCUCUCUCUCUCUCUCUCUCUCUGUAUAAUGGGAUCUUGUGUGUAAUAUCAUAUCACAUGUCACUGAAUCACUGAUCAAUUGCGAUUAUAUUUUUAUGAA
This is a messenger RNA of Juglans regia (Persian walnut), 832 nucleotides long. Its product is annotated as 15.7 kDa heat shock protein, peroxisomal-like. Bases 194 to 619 code for a protein of 141 amino acids. The record is from RefSeq and is a predicted model, not a curated record. Gene Ontology annotation, biological process: protein folding; response to salt stress; protein complex oligomerization. The transcript is spliced from 3 exons. NCBI's taxonomy places the organism in Eukaryota, Viridiplantae, Streptophyta, Magnoliopsida, Fagales, Juglandaceae.